Molecule: messenger RNA, 1875 nt
Organism: Clonostachys solani
Lineage: Eukaryota; Fungi; Ascomycota; Sordariomycetes; Hypocreales; Bionectriaceae
Source: the annotation of a GenBank genome assembly
AUGACGCAGGCCGUGAAGCGUGCUUGCGAUGCUUGCCAUCGUCGCAAGGUCAAGUGCGACGGUGUCAACCCAUGCCGCAACUGCGGUCAGGCUCAGCUGUCGUGUACCUACAAUGCGAUCCCCCAGAAGAAGGGACCCAAAGGUUCCCGUGCCAAGGUCAUUAGCGAGUUGAGAGAGACACAACGACAAACGAGUCUGUCAGCAAAGGUCCAAAAUCGAAUCAAUGGAGGCCCAAGUUCACCACCCAACCCCGGUUUGGCCCCGACCCCAGGGUUACUGACCAGCGAACUGGUCAAGGAGUGCAUCGCCUUCUUCUUCGACAACCUAUACCCACAGCUACCGAUCCUCGACCGUAACUCUGUGGAGCAGCAGGUGCUUUACAUGGAGCAGAACCGUGACGCCUACUGCCUAUUGACUUCGCUCUGCGCCUUCGUCAUGCUCCAGCCUGGCAUGAACAUGCCUUCCGGUGAUCCUUACAACCUCGAUUUGUUACCAGGAGCAACGAUCGUCUCGAGCCAGCUUCUUGUUGAGGAGGCUAUCAAAGUGCGUAAAGGCUACGAAUAUCUCGACUCCAUCAGCCUGAACGUCCUGGCCACAAACUUCUUCCUCUUCGCAUGCCACUAUGGACUGGAGUCGCACGAUCGUGCCUGGUUUUACCUUCGUGAGGCUUCCACCAUGAUCCACCUGACUGGCAUGCACCAGGAGGAUCACUAUAUGAAGCUCGAGUCUGUGGAAGCUUCACGUCGUCGCCGACUAUUCUGGCUGGUCUACGCCACCGAGAGGGCUUAUGCACUCCAGCGUAGCCGUCCUCUAACCCUGCAGGCGACUAUCAAUUUACCCACAGUGAAUGAUGACAUGAUGGAUCCCCUUGCUCAUCAGCUCAACGGCUUUGUCGUUCUAAGCAAUCUCUUCAAGCCCUUUGACGACACCUUCAACAACACCUGGAGCAAGGCUCGCCACAACUUGUCGCCGCAAUACCUGUCCGGCUUGCAGAAGCAGCUUACCGAUCUUGUGCAGUCCUAUCUUUGCCAGGAUGCCAACUUUACUGAUGCCCAUACGAACCAGCAAUGGCUGAAGAGCACCAUUUGGCAGCUUACAAACGGUGCCGUCAGCGGUGGGAAUGACGACUCCAUGUCUUAUCAGUAUUCCGGCAAUAUGUCUCGGGACCUGCUGAUGAGCAUGGCCUCGCAAUUCCCUAGCCAGGGCAUGGAGCUCCUAAACUCAGGACUGAUUGAGAAGUUGUUGGAAGUGACACACUCCGCUGUUGAGUUUCUCUCACUUCAGCCCGCCUCGCGAGACCCCUUCGCUGUCGGCCCUCGUGAGCACAUGAACCAACUCCUAAGCGUCGUCGCUAUGUCGCGCAACGGUGACCACCGCUUCCUUCCCCUUCUUUUGAGCAAGGCACACGAAAUUCUGCCUCGACUUGUCAGCCCAAUGCUCCAGAACGCCCCCGAGAACCCGAACAUGGCCAACGUCGAUAUCUUUGAUGGCUUUGGCAAUGCCGGGAUGGCUCAACCUCCACAGCUCCAGCUCGCCAUGGACAGCGAUUAUGAUCGCAAGUUCCCCGUUGAGGAAUACGAUAAGAACUACGCGAUGGACCUGAGCACCGGCACACCGGAAUCAGUGGGUAACACCAGCUCCAAUGGUGUCCCAUCCACUGCUCCUCAGAACUCUGAUCUAGGCAGCUCUUUCGUCAGCUCACCUGGAAUCAUGUCGCCAACCGUUGAGUACCCCCCUGGCAUGAAUAACUUUGCCUGUACUCCAAUCAUCAAACGCAACACCAGCACCAGCAUAUACCCAUCAAUCAAGGACAUGAGGGGAUGCGACAACAUCACAUGGGUGGCAUACCGCAAAACAUGCACAGCCAGCCCAUGA